This is a messenger RNA of Tarenaya hassleriana, 2507 nucleotides long. Its product is annotated as MND1-interacting protein 1-like. Bases 102 to 2267 code for a protein of 721 amino acids. The transcript has 4 exons. Lineage: Eukaryota; Viridiplantae; Streptophyta; Magnoliopsida; Brassicales; Cleomaceae. The record is from RefSeq and is a predicted model, not a curated record.
CGAAGCUCCUCUCCAGGUGGGAAAAUUCUCUAUCGCCGAUCAAAAAGUUUCGGAUUCUUCGCGUAUAUAUAAGCGUCCGCCGUAUAGAUACGGUGUCUCUGAUGGGCUGUACUGGGAGGGAGAAGCAUCUACGACCUAGCCGAAAGUCCCGAUCCGUGAAACCCGAAUUCGACCCGUGUUGUUUGUUUGAUAGAACAGCUCUAUCGAAAUCUAUUGUCGAAUCGAGACUCAAGCACCUGUUUUAUCAUCCGAGUCUUCCGGAUUCGGGUUCAGACCCUGGUACCGUCACCAUGCCCAAUUCUAACGAGAAUUUCGAGGAGAAUGGGUGGGGGUACUGUACAGAGGAUCAGCUGGAGGAUAUUCUGUUGAAAAAUUUGGAGUAUUUGUACAAUGAAGCUAUCUCGAAGCUCAUUGCGUUGGGUUACAAGGAGGAUGUGGCAUUGAGAGCCGUUUUGCGUAAUGGGUAUUGCUACGGUGGUAUGGAUGUAUUGACAAACAUAUUGCAUAAUUCGUUGGCUUAUCUCAAUAGCACCAGCCUUGAUGGUAGUGAUGGGGACAACGAGGAGGAACAGUCGGAGACUGGUUUCACAGACUUGAGACAGUUGGAGGAGUAUUCGCUCGCUGGUAUGGUUUACUUGCUGCAACAAGUUAAACCUCAUCUCAGUAAAGGCGAUGCCAUGUGGUGUUUGGUAAUGAGUGAACUCCAUGUCGGUAGAGCAAGUAUGAUGGAUAUACCGAGUUCGGGAAAUGGGGGUGGUUGUGCUGCUGUGCAUAAUAACGUAGGGGAUGUUAAUGGUGGUAGCGUGAAUGGUUUAGGUGCCAUGGAACCGGCAUUAUACAGAUUCCAUGGAGGUUGGGGUUUUGGAAAUGGGGGAGUACCAGAGUUUUCUGCUGGUGGGGUUCCUUCUUGCAGUUGUAGUGCAGAGGUAAUACUGCAGAGAGAGAUUGAUUGUCCGAGGAAGUUUAAUCUCUCACCUUCCAUGAAGUCCUUGUUGAAGAGGAAUGUUGCAGCAUUUGCUGCUGGAUUUCGUGCUAGUAUGAAUCAUAUGCAUAUGCAGCCUCAUUCCAGUGGUAAUAACUCAUCUUGUACAAAUGCUGGCCGUGUGGAAACAUGUGGGCAACCUCAUAACUCGGGAAGUGAAGAAAUUGUUAGUUCCGUGUUGGAGAAAUUUCGGGAUUUGAACCUUGAUGAGAAUCUUGAAUCUGCUGGUGAGGAUCAAAAGAAUGAUAUGAUAGUCAAUUUACUUCAUCAGAUAAAAGAUCUUGAAAAGCAAGUAAAAGAGAGGAAGGGUUGGGCUCAUAAGAAGGCAAUGCAAGCUGCCCAAAAGGUCAGCGAUGAACUAGCCGAGCUUAAAACAUUGAGGAGUGAGAGGGAAGGAACUCAACGGUUGAAGAAGGGCAAACAAACACUUGAAGAUUCAACCAUGAAACAGUUAUCUGAAAUGGAAAAUGCUCUAAGAAAAGCCAGCAGUCAAGUUGACAAGGCAAAUGCGGUUGUAAGAAAGCUCGAUAAUGAAAAUGCAGAAAUCCGAGCAGAGAUGGAGGCUUUCAAAUUAAGUGCAUCAGAGUCGCUUACUGCAUGCAUGGAGGCGGCAAAGAAGGAGAAAAAGUGCUUGAAGAAGCUUCUGGCCUGGGAGAAGCAGAAAAUGAAAUUGCAGGAUGAAAUUACAGCUGAAAAAGAAAAAAUCAAGGCGCUCAAUAGGUCUUUAGCUCACAUCAUGCUGGAAGAAAAAGAAAACGAGGAGAAGUGGAGACAGGAGCAGAAAGCUAAGGAGCAAGCUAUGGCUCAAGUGGAGGAAGAACAACGUGCCAAGGAAUCAGCCAUGGCUAGCAACAAAAGAAGGCUCGAAAGCUUGCGUUCGAAGAUCGAAAUAGACUUCCAGAGGCACAAAGACGAUCUCCAAAGGCUGGAACAAGAGCUCUCUCGGGUCAAGGCCUCUUCUUCCGCUGCCCCAUCCACUGAAUUGAGUCUUAAACCCGAUAAUAAUGCUUCCCCCACCGGAAAAGACAUUGCCAGGCUGCUUGAGGAGCUCGAUAGGCUUGACGGGUCAUAUGAAAAGGAGGCAAACUACGAUCGGGAGUGCAUUAUAUGCAUGAAGGAUGAGGUUUCGGUCGUGUUUCUUCCCUGCAAUCACCAAGUCAUAUGUGCAAGCUGUAAUGAUAACUUCAUGGGCAACAACAACAAGAAGGGUGGAAGCAAUGUUAUCUGUCCCUGCUGCCGAGCUCAGGUUCAGCAGAGAAUCCGAGUCUUUGGAGCAACUUCUUAGUAAAAAAAAAGUUUUUUGGUUUCAAAGAGAACAGAGGUCAGGUUCUAUAACUAUCUCCUGGGCCAAUAUACUUUAAACUCUUCAAAUUCUGCGUCACCGUUGCUAUGAAAUCUGUUUCUGGUCAUUGAGGUUUUUUUUUUACAUGAUGUGGUUUUUGAGUUCUUGAAAAAUUCUUGUCCGGUUUCUCUGCUCUUCCUCUGGAUUUGAGGAUGCAAGUAAAUAAAUGAUAGCUUCUCUCAA